This is a messenger RNA of Kogia breviceps (pygmy sperm whale), 2955 nucleotides long. Lineage: Eukaryota; Metazoa; Chordata; Mammalia; Artiodactyla; Physeteridae. The record is from RefSeq and is a predicted model, not a curated record.
AUGGCUCGGCGCGGCUGGUUGCGGGCGCCCCUCCGCCGCGUCGUCGGCGGCGGCGGCCCCCGGGCCCGCCGGCUCACGCGGCCGCUCUGGUUGCUCCUCGCAGUGGGAGUCUUUGGCUGGGCCGGGGCUUCGGACGGCGCUGGCGGAGAAGCGAGAGCCAUGGACGAGGAGAUCGUGUCAGAGAAGCAAGCGGAGGAGAGCCACCGGCAGGACAGCGCCAAUCUGCUCAUCUUCAUCCUGCUGCUCACGCUCACCAUUCUCACGAUCUGGCUCUUCAAGCACCGCCGGGCCCGCUUCCUGCACGAAACCGGCCUGGCUAUGAUUUAUGGUCUUUUGGUGGGCCUUGUGCUUCGAUAUGGCAUUCAUGUUCCUAGUGAUGUGAAUAAUGUGACCCUGAGCUGUGAAGUGCAGUCAAGCCCAACUACCUUAUUGGUAAAUGUUAGUGGAAAAUUUUAUGAGUAUACGCUGAAAGGAGAGAUCAGUUCACAUGAGCUCAAUAACGUUCAAGAUAAUGAAAUGCUUAGAAAGGUUACUUUUGAUCCAGAAGUAUUUUUCAACAUAUUACUUCCUCCUAUCAUAUUUUAUGCGGGAUAUAGUCUGAAAAGAAGACAUUUCUUUCGAAACCUUGGGUCUAUCUUAGCGUAUGCUUUUCUUGGAACCGCAAUUUCUUGUUUCGUAAUUGGAUCGAUAAUGUAUGGCUGUGUAACACUGAUGAAAGUAACUGGACAACUUGCGGGAGAUUUUUACUUUACAGAUUGCCUGCUGUUUGGUGCCAUCGUAUCAGCAACUGAUCCAGUGACUGUUCUUGCCAUAUUCCAUGAGCUUCAAGUUGAUGUUGAACUCUAUGCACUUCUUUUUGGUGAAAGUGUCCUCAAUGAUGCUGUUGCCAUAGUGCUAUCUUCCUCAAUAGUAGCAUACCAGCCAGCCGGAGACAACAGCCACACCUUUGAUGUCACAGCCAUGUUCAAGUCUAUCGGGAUUUUCCUUGGAAUCUUCAGUGGCUCUUUCGCGAUGGGUGCUGCUACUGGAGUGGUGACAGCUUUAGUGACAAAGUUCACCAAAUUACGAGAGUUCCAGUUGUUGGAGACAGGCCUGUUCUUCUUGAUGUCCUGGAGUACCUUCCUCUUGGCUGAAGCAUGGGGUUUCACAGGUGUGGUUGCAGUGUUGUUUUGUGGCAUCACACAGGCCCAUUAUACAUACAAUAAUUUGUCCACGGAGUCUCAGCAUAGAACUAAACAGUUGUUUGAGCUUCUCAAUUUCUUGGCAGAGAAUUUCAUCUUCUCCUACAUGGGACUGACACUGUUCACAUUCCAGAAUCAUGUCUUUAACCCAACAUUUGUGGUAGGAGCAUUUAUUGCUAUUUUCUUGGGAAGAGCUGCCAAUAUUUAUCCCUUGUCCCUCUUACUUAAUUUGGGUAGAAGAAGUAAGAUUGGAUCAAAUUUUCAACACAUGAUGAUGUUUGCUGGCCUUCGUGGCGCGAUGGCAUUUGCCUUGGCCAUUCGAGAUACUGCCACUUAUGCCCGCCAAAUGAUGUUCAGCACCACACUUCUGAUUGUGUUUUUCACUGUGUGGGUGUUUGGUGGUGGUACCACUGCCAUGCUGUCAUGCUUGCAUAUAAGGUACUGUGCUAGACUCUGGGGAUAUGGAGAUGAAUUGGGACAUGGCCUUUACCCUCAAGGAGCUCACAGUCUUUUGGGGGAGACUGACAGGGUUGGUGUUGAUUCAGACCAAGAACAUUUGGGUAUUCCUGAAAGUGAAAGAAGAACUACCAAAGCAGAGAGUGCCUGGCUUUUCCGGAUAUGGUAUAACUUUGAUCAUAACUAUCUGAAGCCUCUGCUGACGCACAGUGGGCCUCCUCUUACGACAACCCUCCCUGCCUGCUGUGGACCCGUUGCGAGAUGCCUAACCAGCCCCCAGGCUUAUGAGAACCAGGAACAGUUGAAAGAUGAUGACUCCGAUCUUAUUCUCAAUGAUGGUGAUAUUAGUUUGACGUAUGGAGAUUCUACUGUGAACACUGAAUCAGCAUCGUCCGGUGCCCCUAGGAGAUUUAUGGGAAACAGUUCUGAAGAUGCCCUGGAUCGGGAACUUGCAUUCGGGGACCACGAACUGGUCAUUCGGGGAACACGCCUGGUUCUUCCUAUGGAUGACUCUGAACCCCCGUUAAAUUUGUUAGAUAAUACAAGACACGGUCCAGCCUAAGCUUCCUCAUUACUCACUUAGUGAUCUGUAAAAUUUGCACAUGUGAUUGUGAAGAAAUUCGUACUACCUAAAAAGUCCCAGUGCAUGUCUCUGAAUGUUUAAGCUGUAUAAAUGCUAUUUAUAUGGCAUCGAAAGACUAUAAAUACCCUGUACAAGGCAGAUUGUGAACAAACUCUUACGUUUUAUUGGCUGCAUUAUGUAGACCGGGUCUGUUUUAGAAAGUUAAUUUCAGUGAUGUCGUGUGUCCAAGCUUUAUGUCCCAGUUCAAGUAUACAAGGUGACAGAUUUACUCUUUCUUAUAUUUACCUGACACUUAACCGGAGUACCAAGUUCUCGUGAUAUGAAUUAAUUUUAAGGCAAUGAAUUUGUGGGAGGGGAGGGAGAGGAAGGAGGGAGUGCUAGCAGGAGAAGUUCCUUUGUCGGGAAACUUGGGUUGAUUGCUGCUGCCUCUGUCUUGACCUUUUCCUUUCCUUUUUGUCCGGUGGCCAGUUGUGGUGCGAGAGGCCGGUGGCUUUGGGUCUUGCCCCAUUCAGAUUGGGGAGUGAAGUGCGGGGGCCCUUUGCCCCCCUUGCCGUGAAAAGAACAGAUUUGUUGGCUGCAGCACACUGCUACUCGGAAAAGAAGGCUGCACAUGACUUCCAAGACUUUGUUUCUUUUCUUCCACUCCAAGACGUGAGAAGGAGUCGCGCCAUCCAGCCCACUUAGCCAAAGUACAGUUGUAUAUAGUUCAGAGCACUUGAUUUCAAUUUGGAGGGG